AAAGUCAAAAAUUUAAACAAAAUGGAAAUGGAUUCUGAAAGUACUGCUACUUCUAUAGAUGAAAAUACGGAAAACUUUUGUGAUAAUCCUACGAGAGAUACUAUAGCCGAAGGGCUUAUGGGCCUGAUAAAACCCACUGUAGAUCAGUUGGACGAACGUGUCAGAGCUACGAGGCUUUCUCAAUUAGAACUGAAACAGUGUAUCGAAUCUUUGAGCGAAGAACUAAAGAAAAUAUCGGAAGCGCAAAAACAUUCCAUCGACCUAGAAAUCUAUCUUAAGAAAUUGAUUAAUGCUAAACAAAGAGUUACAGUUUUGUCAAAUAUUUUACAGACUGCACAGGAGAGGCUAAACAAGGUACAUAUGUCCAUUGAUAAAGAAAUAGUGAAGAGAAAGAUACUUGUAAACAAUACUGUAGAGGAUCCUGAAAGUGUGCAACAAUAAGUUUUUCUAUUGUCUGUGAAGGGAAUUGUAAACAUGACAUCACUGCAAACCCCUUUAUACAAUUUAAGUGAAUUUCCACUCGUUUAUGAGCCUGCUGAAGACACACACCUGUUUCUAGAUGCUUUAGAAAAAGAUAUGGACAAUCUUCUUCAGAUUAAGCCUGUAACGAUAUGUGAAAUAGGAUGUGGUAGUGGUAUUCUCAUUACAGCACUGGCUUCAAUUUUUAAAAACACCUGUUGUUAUUUUUGCACUGAUAUCAAUCCACAAGCAUGUCUAGCUACUAAAAACACUGCUUUACUCAAUAAAGCUGACAUAGAGUGUGUACAAAUGGACUUAACUUCAUGCCUGAAAGCUCAGUGGAGAUUUGAUGUUAUAAUUUUUAAUCCACCAUAUGUAGUAACUGAAGAAAAUGAAAUUAAGGGUAAUGGUUUAAAUCGUGCCUUUGCUGGUGGAAAAAAAGGCAGAAUAAUAACAGAUAAAUUUUUAAAAAGCUUAGUAAAUAUUCUGAGUGAUAAUGGAGUGUGUUAUGUGUUGUUCUUGAAAGAUAACAUCUUAGUUGAAGUUGAGAAAAUAAUGCAACAAAAUGGGUUCUGCAGUACAGUUAUAAUGGAAAGAAAAAUACCAGGAGAACAUUUAUAUAUUUGUAAAUUUAAUAAGAAACAUUAAAAUAGUUUAUAAAA
This is a messenger RNA of Sitophilus oryzae (rice weevil), 1121 nucleotides long. RefSeq names its product SNAPIN protein homolog. The coding region runs from base 475 to 1107 and encodes 210 amino acids. The transcript is spliced from 3 exons. The record is from RefSeq and is a predicted model, not a curated record. Gene Ontology annotation, cellular component: eRF1 methyltransferase complex; synaptic vesicle; BLOC-1 complex. Lineage: Eukaryota; Metazoa; Arthropoda; Insecta; Coleoptera; Curculionidae. Gene Ontology annotation, molecular function: S-adenosylmethionine-dependent methyltransferase activity; nucleic acid binding; SNARE binding. Gene Ontology annotation, biological process: synaptic vesicle exocytosis; lysosome localization; lysosome organization.